GGUAGCAGUUUUUUUUUAAUGACGUCAUGACGAUACGAAAGUGUGAGGGAACCAGGUGGAUUCUACCGACAAGUUCCCUUAAAAGACUACUGUCAGGUACUUUUGGGCGCAUUGCUGCUUAACUGAAAGUGAAGGUGGUUUUGGAGUUUGGCUUAAAUAAUGGAGUCUUCUGAAGACAGUAUAGAAACUAUCUUGAACAUCAAAGUAAAUAUCACUCGUGGAACCAACAUGCAUGGAAAAAAAGCAGGAAACCUCCAAAGUUAUCUCCGGGUGGAGGUCAACGGUGUGAUGGUGGGAGAGUCUGAAAGGAAGCCAGUGGACCCUGCCGCCCAGUACAUCGAGUAUGACUACGCCUGCAGCUUUGUCUGCUGCGAUGGUGUGCUGCCUCUCAGUGACAUCCCCCAUAAACCAGUCAUAGUGACCGUGAUAGAGCUUAUUCCUGAGAAGAAAAAGGUGGAGGCAAAAGUAAUAAUCCUUGGCCAGGCAGUGAUUGACCUCCUGCCGCUGCUGGAAGGGGAGUGUAGCUUCUCAUCCUCAGCUGCUGUGCAUGUAACAAAUGCCCCCGUAGAAAAAGGGGCUAUCCCAGGGGUCAACACUAAGCACCCGUUUCUGGAUGUGUCUGUGAGUGUGUCAGCUCCAAUACUGACCGAAGAAGAGCUUUCGAUUUCCAACCUAGCCAAGGUAGUUUUGGAGGCUGCCUACUCUCUCCCUGAAGCGUUCAGUCAGAGUUCUGGGCCUUCAGCCCCUCCAUACAUAUGCACUGCUGCAAUGGAGUUACCAACUACUGCUGAGAAAGAUCAGUUCUUAUUAUUCACUGAAGGCCAGCUGAAGCUGGGCGGGCACAGGGAAGAAGAUGGCAGACAGAUGAAGAGGCCGCACCAUGCCCUUCUGGCUCCAGGGAACCAAUUCCUGCCAGGAGCCUUUGUCCACACCCAACCUAUUGAUAUUGAAGAUGGCGAGCUUACUGGCUUAAAGGACCGUGAGUUCCGUAAUGAAGCGGAGACCUUGCUGAACAGAGUGACCUGGGAUAUAGAAAUGACCUGUUUUAUGGAUGCAAGCGGCGCUAACAGGCUGCGUCAGAAGAUCACAGAGAGCCGAUUCUGGCCGCUUGAGAUCAUGAAGUCGGGAGCUUCCAAUGACAAGCCGGGCGCCGCUUCCAGGAUGACAACAGAGGAGGAGCCACAGAUCCCCUCCCAUGGUGUGGCCUUUAUCGACUUGGGCCGUUUGCUGUAUCCAGGAAUUAGCCGUAUCCGAGGAGCGUACCAAAUUCAGCCCUACUCAACCACUUUGUUACUUCACAAGGCCAGGAAAGGUGUAAGUUUGUUAAAAGACUUUUCAAAGCCCGGAGGCAGCAAAGACCGCUCUGGCACAACUACAGGCUCUUCAAAGACAAAUGCGGGAAAGACCAAGGAUGCAAAGCCGUCGCAUGCUGUUAAGGGGUCUGUCAAUCAAAGUCUGACUGAUGUGAGCACAGUUGAUCUGAUUCCUCCAGAUAAAAAAGCCUAUUUGGACUCCAGAUCGUACAUUGUAAUUGACAUUUCCUUGAAGAAACCACUAGUGGCCAGAACAUCUUCAGAGGAGCUGGCAAGAAGGGUAAAAGCACUGAUCCCCCCAAGGCUACCUCCAGCAGGACCUAACCGAGCUGAAAGAGCAGUAUUAAACUUUCACAAGCAGGUGGGCAAUGUGGUGAAGCAUAUUUCGGAGCAGUACGAGGAGUUGUUUGGAGCAGGAUUCCAAGCAUCCAUGAGCUGCGACCAGGACCCAAUGAUGGCUCAGCUGAUGGGCGCUCUCAAUGUCUCCGGGAAAUACUUUGCCUUCAAGGAAAAACUGAAGCCUGCUGUGGUGAAGUUUGUGCGUGACAAGGUACAGCAGACGGAGUCCUUUACAGAGCAGCAGGAUCUGCAGGAGUUUGUCAGCAAGCUGUACGUGGACCUGGUGGAUGAGAUGCAUGUUGCUCUCAACAAAAUUUAUUCACGUGCCAUUGAGGAUGAUCCAAUUAAUGAGAUCCAUUUGAGCAUUUACCAUCUUACACAUUUUGCCCGAGAGGCUCAGCUCAUGAGGGAUUAUCCUCUGGCUGUUCGCUACUACCAGGAGUUGGUUGUGAGGGAGCCCCGUGAGCCCUCCCACAAGUUUGAGUGGGGGGGCCUCUACAUGCAAACCGGAGAAUACAUGACGGCGAAAAUGUGUUUCCACGAUGCCGUGGCUCUCCAGCAAACACACCUGCCCAGUCUGAUGAUGUGUGGCGUGCUGGCAGCGCUGUUUAAUGACUUUGAGCAAGCUGAGACUUUAUUGGAGCGAGCCACAAACAUAGAGCCUUUGGAUUUGGUGGCUUGGACCUUGCUGGGUCUGGUCCAAGACAGCCAGGGCAAAUCCAUCCUGGCUGAAAGGGCUUUCCUGGAGGCUAAAAAUCAUCUGAAAGCAAAAGAAGCCAAUAGUCAAACAAACAAGACGGAAGACACGGAUGUGGAUGAGGAAAGUGAAAAGCUGGUGGAACAGGAAGAGGAAAAGCCCGCUCCACCUCCCGUUCAGUCUCAGGCCAUCAAGCAAACUGACACUGACAGCGGUGACCAGGACACUUUGAUCAACACAGAGACGGAAGAAAGCAAUGUCAGCUCCAAAUCCAUCUUCACUGAGACUCUUGAGUUUCUGCUCCACAACUCUGCCCUGGAGAUGGCGGAGCUCGCGCUUUCCCAGGCGCUGUCUUCAGGGGGCGAUCACAGUUUUCAUCUGGCUCGCGUGCAGUUGCUCAGAGCUGACUAUUAUAACGCCGCCGUCACCAUCAGGGAUGCGCUACUUCAGGAAGAACCGGUUGCAGAUAUGUGGGCUCUAAAUGGACACUGUCACUACUUCUCCGGGUCGUUCGCUGAUGCGCAGGGGUGUUAUGAACGCAGCCUGGAAUUCCUGCAGCAGCCAUCAGACACCCACAUUGUGCUUCUGCGCCUGGGCUCCAUUUAUCUACAGGAAGAGAAGUUUGAGCAAGCAAAGUUGGCCUACGUCCGAGCCUGUGAAACAUCUCCCUCCUGCCUUACCUGGUUGGGCCUGGGUAUCUCCUGUUACCGGCGAGGGGAACUUAGUCUGGCUGAAGAAGCUUUGACGGAGGCCAACCACUUGAACAACCAGAACGCAGAGGUGUGGACCUACCUGUCUAUGAUCUGCCUCAGGUGUGACAGACUUGAGGAGGCGGAGUUGUUCUACAAACACGCUCUCAAGUUCAACUUGAAGAGCACCGAGCUUCAAAGGGAGGUAAAGGAGCUGCAGGAUCAGGCUCGGAUCGGUUCUCUGGCAUCAUGCUUCCAACCAUAUUCUUGACAUGUUGCUUUAAACCCUGGAAGCAAACGCAUUACCUGCUAAGAUCCAAAUAACAAGUGCAAAAUAGCCCAUGCAAAGUAAAAACUGAGUGUGCUGGUGAUCUACUAAGACUGCGUGUGUAAUUGAUAACCCUGUUUAAAUGAGGCGUUUGCGUGUAUAAUCGGCUGUCACCAUGGAGACACUCAUUUCCCUCCAUAUCCAUGACAUCAUAUGCUCCUACGGUCCAACCUGUGCUUUUUUUGUUAUGUUGUGGAAUAUGCAGCAAAUAUAAUAUAAACCACCUUUUUUAGAUAAAUAACCCAAGGUGCAUUCUGGGAGGCGCCGGUGUUGUGAUGGUGCGUCGGAAAUAAUCCAGACACUAAACAAUGCAUAUUGCAAGAGGGUUUUUGUUUCUUUAUUUAUUUAUUUUUUUACAAAGUAGGUACAGUACAGGCCAAAUGUUUGGACACACCUUCUCAUUCAAUGUGUUUUCUUUAUUAUCAUGACUAUUUACAUUGUCGAUUGUCACUGAAGGCAUCCAAACUAGGAAUGAACACACGUGGAGUUAUGUACUUAACAAAAAAAAGGUGAAAUAACUGAAAACAUGUUUUAUAUGCUAGAUUCUUCAAAAUAGCCACCCUUUGCUCUGAUUACUGUUUUGCACACUCUUGGCAUUCUCCCGAUGAGCUUCAAGAGGUAGUCGCCUGAAAAGGUUUUCCUAGUUUUGAUGCGUUCAGUGACAAUCUACAAUGUAAAUCAGGGGUGUCAAACUCAUUUUAAAUCGGGGGCCACAUGGAGAAAAAUCUACUCCUAAGUGGGCCGAACUGGUAAAAUCACGGCACGAUAACUUAAAAAUAAAGACAACUUCAGAUUGUUUUCUUUGUUUAAAAAUAGAACAAGUGUCAUAACGGAGGGGUCGCAGCUUACUGCAAGGUUUGUUCUCCCGGGAUGCAAACAGACUAUUCCGGACAAGGCUUGCAGGUAGGAACAUAUUUAUUAAUCUAACUACAAAAUAACAGGCAAAAACUCUCUAAGUGUGGCAUGAAAUAAACAAGACUUACAUAGAGGGUUGCGUGACAAUAGCGUGAAGCAACUAGCAUAAACUAUAGCAUAGCAAUAAACAAACAACUAACAUAACUAUGGCAUAAAACAACAUGAAACUAUGGCAUGAAACCAAUAACUAGCAUAACUAUAGAAUCAGACCUGAAACGAGCAAUGACGCCAGGCCGACUGACUGGCAAAGGCGGUUUAAAUAGUCUCUCGAUUAGAGCCAGGUGAGCGUCCGAACACCAGCGGCAGGUGAAAAUCAUAUGCCACCAUGGCAACCAAAACAGUGCACAAAAAACAGGAACUAGUAGAGUUAAACUAACAGAACAUAAUGAAAACAUGAUCCGGACCACGGAUCAUGACAACAAGCACCUUUUGAAAAUGUACAAAUCAUAAUGUUGUUGGGUUUUUUUACACUUACAUGUUGCGGUUAAUAGUAUUCUAUCUUUAUUUGUCGUUAUUUAUACUUUCUGAAUAAAUGAUGUGAUAAUGUUCAUCAGUCAACUCAUUGGUGUUUAUUUUCAAUCUAUCAAGAUAAAAAAAAAAAAUCAAAAUAAAAUUACAGGAUGUUAUUUAUGUAGUUUGCUCAUUUUCCUCGACUGAUGUGCUAAAACAUCAUGUGGUUUAUUUUGUACAUAUGUAACAUCAUCUACAAAGAUACAAAAAAGUGCUAUUGCGACAUGCAGUGGACACAUUUAGAACAGCUGUUUCUUUCAUUCAACAAUUUCAGGUAAAGUUUUAUCCUUAGCAAACUCAUCCCGCGGGCCGGAUAAAACCUGUUCGUGGGCCUGAUCCGGCCCUCGGGCCGUACGUUUGACACCCCUGAUGUAAAUAGUCAUGAAAAUAAAGAAAACACGUUGAAAUGAGGUGUGUGCAAAAGUUUGGCCUGUACUGUAUGUAAGAACACAACAUCAUUUGAAAUAUGAAUUUUUUUUGAUUCAGCCUCCUGAGUCAGUUAGCAGCUAUGAAAUUAUAAAAUAAUAUUGCUGAAUAGACAAUAUGCCUAAUCAUUUUUUAUUUCUGACAGCUGGAAUAUUCUCUCUCCAUUGCCUGUCUUCGCAGCUCAAUCGCCUCCUUUGUCGCGUUUUGCAUUUUGCAAGAACAUUCCAGAAGUGCCAAAUAUAGCCGUAAAACAGCGGCCGCAGAAUAUAUCCUUAUAAAUCUUUUGAUAAAUCACAUUGCGAGUGCAAAAUGAUUAUUUUUGCUUCUCCUUUCCCAUUUUCGUGGGUGUUCUAAUAAUCAGCAUAGUGGAUCAGUUUUGCGUGUACUGUCAAGUUUGCACGUGUCCUUAAUACACGGUUAACAUGUUGUUUUGCUCUGUAUUAUUCCUGAAUAAUCUCCAAUACUCCUGGCCUUAUGCGGACCAUUGCCCCAAAUUGGUGCCAUUCACUUGUUGUAACACUCUCAAAAUAAACUUGCAUUUCUGUAUUUUUUCAACUGUAAAUCUGAUACUACGCAUGUAUAGGACUACAAAACCGGUGAAGUUGGCCCGUUGUGUA
Molecule: messenger RNA, 5834 nt
Organism: Entelurus aequoreus (snake pipefish)
Lineage: Eukaryota; Metazoa; Chordata; Actinopteri; Syngnathiformes; Syngnathidae
Product: cilia- and flagella-associated protein 70-like
Exons: 27
Coding region: 160-3309 (1049 amino acids)
Biological process (GO): cilium assembly; cilium movement
Cellular component (GO): motile cilium; extracellular exosome
Molecular function (GO): protein binding
Source: RefSeq, a predicted model, not a curated record